UCAGACCGGAAGUUGGGCGCGCACUGGCUCUGACUUGAUCUUAGUCUGGGGAGUGUGUGUGCGUGCAUACUCUCGGUUUAAGAGGGGGAGGUUAUGAGCCACUCGGACUAUCGUUGUGGAGCAGCAUUUCUCCGCCAGGAAUGAUCAAAAUACUUUUCAGGUUUCAUCUCAGUACCGCUUCUUUUUCUUUUCGUUAAGUACAGAAACACCACUGAGCGUUAUGUAUCUCUGAGCAUUUUUCUGGAAUUAGUUAAGUAACUUCGGGAUACACUUUCCAGAAGAGAGGGGAGCCAGGAUUUCAUCGCGUGAGACGUGUUGGGAUAAAGGGAUUACCAAAAAAAAAAAAAAGAAACAGCGCACAGCCUCCACUCGCCCAGUUUCUUCGGACCUGAUAAACUAGUGGUGCCCUGUGGAUGACACCCAGCUGAUGUCCCAAGCAUCUGAAUGGAGUUCCUGUCGCUUAGCAGCCAGUUUUAGCUCCUUCAGCAGGAUGCUGAUGAGGCCAAGUUUACUUCUACUUCUGACUUUCUUCACCCUGUUUUUAAGGACCCAAUGUCGGCCUGCUAACAACGAUGAAGUCUCUGUGGAAACGCAGGCAGAGCAGUUUACCCUUUAUCGUGGGGACCGCCUGGAUUUGAGUUGCUCUGCCAAGGACUCCCUCCACGCCGUAAACUGGACCAAAGACCAUGUUGCCGUUGUGGAUGGAGAGCACACGCGCAUUCGUAAUGGCCAGCUGGAGAUCGAGGCGGUAGAAGUGACUGAUUCGGGCCUGUACGCCUGCACCACCUUUGGCAACCACAGCGUCUACUUCAAUGUCUCAGUUGAUACCAUGGCAUCAUUAGAGGAUGACGAUGACGAGGAAGAGUCUUCCUCUGAGGAAACCAAGCUGUUGGGCAGCCAAAAACUGAUGCCAAUGGCCCCACAGUGGGUACAUCCAGAAAAAAUGGAGAAAAAGCUUCAUGCUGUCCCAGCCAGUAAGACUGUGAAGUUUCGAUGCCAGGCCAGUGGCAACCCGACUCCCACUCUGAAAUGGUACAAGAAUGGCAAGGAGUUCAAGAGAGACCAGCGCAUCGGAGGCUUUAAGGUGCGGGACCAUGUGUGGACCAUCAUCAUGGAAUCCGUAGUGCCCUCUGAUAAGGGAAACUAUACCUGCGUGGUGGAAAACCAAUACGGCAGCAUCAAUCACACCUACCAGCUGGAUGUAGUCGAACGCUCUCCACACAGGCCCAUCCUGCAGGCGGGCUUACCAGCCAACCGUACGGUGGUGGUAGGCAGCGACGUGGAGUUUGAAUGCAAGGUGUUCAGUGACCCUCAGCCGCACAUUCAGUGGCUAAAACAUAUCAAAGUCAACGGGACCAGCAUUGGACCCAAUGGCUCCCCUUAUGUCCGCGUACUCAAGACCGCUGGCCUUAACACCACGGACAAGGAAAUGGAAGUCCUUCAACUGAGAAAUGUGUCUUUUGAUGACGCUGGGAAGUAUACGUGCUUGGCGGGCAAUUCUAUCGGGUUCUCUCAUCACUCUGCAUGGUUGACCGUUUUGGAAGCGAUCACCCAUUACCCCACGGCCAGCCACACCUACUUGGAGGUGGUCAUCUACUGCGUGGGCUUCUUUUUCAUCGCCGUAAUGAUUGCCAUCGUAAUUAUCGUCAAGAUUCGCACCUCCUCAAAGAAGAGUGACUUCAACAGCCAGCUGGCCGUCCACAAGCUGGCCAAAAGCAUCCCUCUGCGCAGACAGGUGUCAGUGGACUCGAGCUCCUCCAUCCAUUCUGGAGUGAUGCUGGUCCGUCCCUCCCGCCUCUCCUCUAGUGGCUCUCCCAUGCUGGCAGGAGUGUCCGAGUAUGAACUGCCCCAGGAUCCCCGCUGGGAGCUCCCCAGAGACAAACUUGUUCUCGGGAAGCCGCUGGGUGAGGGCUGCUUCGGUCAGGUGGUGAUGGGGGAGGCACUGGGUAUGGACAAGGAAAAGCCAAAUCGUGUUACCAAGGUUGCAGUGAAAAUGUUGAAGUCUGAUGCCACAGAGAAAGACCUGUCAGACCUGAUUUCAGAGAUGGAGAUGAUGAAGAUCAUUGGGAAGCACAAGAACAUCAUUAAUCUGCUGGGAGCCUGCACACAGGAUGGUCCUCUCUAUGUGAUAGUCGAAUAUGCGUCCAAGGGCAACUUACGGGAGUACUUGCGAGCUCGCCGUCCACCAGGCAUGGAGUACUGCUACAACCCAGACCAGGCUCCUGAGGAGAACAUGUCCAUCAAGGACCUGGUGUCCUGCGCUUACCAAGUGGCUCGAGGCAUGGAGUAUUUGGCUUCCAAAAAGUGCAUCCACAGAGACCUCGCUGCUCGCAAUGUUUUGGUAACCGAGGACAAUGUGAUGAAAAUCGCUGACUUCGGCCUUGCCAGAGACAUCCACCACAUUGAUUACUAUAAGAAGACCACCAAUGGUCGUUUACCAGUCAAGUGGAUGGCUCCUGAGGCUCUGUUUGACCGGAUAUACACACACCAAAGUGAUGUCUGGUCAUUCGGAGUCCUGCUUUGGGAGAUCUUCACCCUCGGAGGCUCUCCAUAUCCGGGAGUUCCAGUGGAGGAGCUGUUCAAGCUGCUGAAGGAAGGCCACCGCAUGGACAAGCCCUCCACGUGCACUCACGAGCUGUACAUGAUGAUGAGGGACUGCUGGCAUGCGGUGCCCUCUCACAGACCCACGUUCAAACAGCUAGUGGAGGACCUGGACCGCUGUCUGGCCAUGACCUCCAACCAGGAGUAUUUGGAGCUCUCAGUUCCUCUGGACCAAUACUCCCCCAGCUACCCGGACACCCGGAGCUCCACCUGCUCCUCCGGCGAGGACUCGGUUUUCUCUCACGACGCUGGAGCCGAGGAGCCCUGCCUGCCAAAGUUCCCCCCUCACUCCAAUGGGGCAGCCAUCAAGAAACGCUGAUACCUCGUCUCCUUCCAGACAAACGUUGACUUUUUUUUUUUUUUCCUCUGCUCCCUGCCUCAUGGGGUUGGACUCCUCCCCACGUUCCCAGAGAUUAAGCUAAACAAGCGCUGGUGCUCUGUGAGAGACGGGUUUGGAGAGGCUGUGUGGAAGGCGCCGGGUCACACGGACUGCAGACGGCAGCUGGUUCUUGGGGCACUUGGUACCAGGAGGAGUGGCAGUUUGCCACAGCAGACUUAACAAUUUUCCUCUUCACUUUGGGCAUUUCAGUGAUGAGUCAGGAGAUUCUUCAGGGCGGACCGAGAUUGUCGGCCUGUCAUGUUUGUCUGUCCCUCCAUUAUCAUUUCAUCAGAGGUGGAAGACGUGCCUCUGCUAUUUGGACCAAAUCCUAAGAGAAAACACUAACUGGGGACCAGCGGCAUCGUGGUCCACUGCAUUAUUCAUUCACUUCUUGUAAAUACAGUUAGAAAAUUAUAAAUAUGAAUAUAUAUUUACACUGUACUCUUAUUUUUAUUACCAUAAUUGAUUUAUUGUCUUUUGUACAAGGAUGCUAUCGUUUGAUCCCUUUUCUAAUAUACCGUAGUCCUUGGGGAGUUGUUACAUGAGGGUAUCCAGAGAAUCACAUGGCCAGUUUUCUUUUCCACUGUAUCACCGCUUCUCCAGAAUUAACUGCUUAUACAUGGAAUGGAA
This is a messenger RNA of Menidia menidia (Atlantic silverside), 3610 nucleotides long. Lineage: Eukaryota; Metazoa; Chordata; Actinopteri; Atheriniformes; Atherinopsidae. The record is from the annotation of a GenBank genome assembly.